AUUACUUGUAUUAUUUUUUCUUUUGAUAUAAAAAGGUAGUAAUAGCAAAAAUAAAAGCUGAAGUGUCAGUUUUGGCGUGCAUAACUUAGUAACGUGGGUGGUGUCUUGUGUUUACUUUGUUAAGUGUGUUUCUUGUGUUUGUGUCUCACUGUUUUUACCAUCCCAGAAAUUGAAUGUUGUGGUACAUACUUUCUCACCCAAAAUUUAACACACAAAUGCAUUAGGAAAGUGUUUUGUUUGUGUACCAAAAGGUGGCAAAAUAAAUAAAUAAUGGUAAUGUUAAAUGCUGUGAGUCUCACAAAACAUUUCUUAACUGUUUUCUAUUUUGUGUGCUUUUGUUGAAUGUGUUGGUUUCUCUUCUUUACCCUUCUUCUGCUUUUUGUUAAAGGUUUUCAAACUUUCAACGGUAAAGAUAUUAAUUAUGAAAAAAGAAAUAGAAAAAGUUUAUAUAUAGAUAGAUAUAAACAUGUUGGAUUUGGAACUUGUAGCUUUUAAAGGUGGUGUUGUUGUUGGUGGUAUGGUAUGAAUCUUUAUUUAAAAAAACAAAGAAACAGUGUAAUCAGAAAGUGAAGGAUAAAGAAAUAAGGAUAAAGUGAGGUGGAGUCAGAUUUGUGUGUGGUGUUUGUCUUUGGUUUUAGAAUUUUUUAGUGCUGUUAGUCUGUUGGCUAUGUUCCCUGAGCUGACUCGGUGCGCCCGGACUCCGUGGCCUUUGCCGCCGACCAAGGAAACAAUCUCUUGUUGGAGUCUCUUACCAUUUAAGAGAACCUUUGCUUAAAAAAUUGAAUUAAUCCCAAUCUAGACCAUUUAUCAUUCUCUCUCUCUUAUUCAGCUUCUGCCUUGUUUGCUGUCAAGAUUCGGUCAUACUCUUUGGUAUUUAACAUUGCUCCCUUUAGAAACCUUUCUUUUCUCUCUUAGAGCUAAGAAGCUUGGAUACAUUUCAGUGUUACUUGAUCCUCAUAGUUGGUGUUGUCUUCUCUUUUCACUUUUGGGAUAUAUGAUGGAAUUAGGACUCAGAUAUUGAGUAGUGGUGAAGCUUUUUUUGUUUUAGUCAUCAUUCAUUAUCGUCUGAGAGGAAAGUAGAUCUUAUAUUGUCAAGAUGAAGUUUAUGAAACUUGGUUCCAAGCCAGAUACUUUUCAAACUGAUGGAAACAAUGUUAGGUAUGUGGCCAGUGAGUUGGCAUCAGAUAUCAUUGUUAGCUUAGGGGAUAUGAAGUUUUACUUACACAAGUUUCCUCUCAUUUCGAAGAGUUCUCACUUACAGAAGUUGAUCUCCCUCAGUAACGAAGAAAACAUUGACGAAAUCCAAAUAUCUGACAUUCCCGGUGGCGCAAGUGCCUUUGAGAUAUGUGCUAAGUUUUGCUAUGGCAUGACUGUUACCCUCAAUGCAUACAAUGUGAUUGCUACUAGAUGUGCAGCAGAGUACCUUGAAAUGCACGAAACCAUCGAGAAAGGAAACCUUCUUUAUAAGAUUGAUGUUUUCCUUAGCUCUAGCAUUUUUCGUGGUUGGAAGGAUUCGAUCAUCCUUCUUCAAACUACAAAGUCAAUGUUAUCCAUGAAUGAGGAGCAAAAGGUGGUCAAUCAUUGCAUUGAAUCUAUAGCAAACAAAGCGUGUGUUGAUGUAUCCAACGUUGACUGGUCGUACACUUAUAAUCGAAAAAAGCUUCCAGAGGAAAACGGGGGAGAGUUGAAACAGAAUGGAGUCAGAACUCGAAAUGUUCCAAAAGACUGGUGGGUUGAAGACUUAUGUGAGCUUGAAGUUGACAUGUACAAAUCUGUGAUUACAAGUAUCAAAAUCAAGGAACUUCAAUCUAAUGAUGUAAUCGGUGAAGCCUUGAAAGCCUAUGCUUAUAGAAGGUUGCCAAAUUUCAGCAAGGGUAUGAUACCAUGUGGGGAUGUGUCGAAGCAUCGGUUAAUAGUUGAAACUAUCGUGAAGUUGUUGCCUUCCGAGAAAGGCAGCGUAUCGUGUAGGUUCUUAGUCAAGUUAUUGAAAGCUGCCAUUUUUGUAGAAUCAGAAGAUAGGAUUAAAGAAGAACUAGUGAAGAGAAUUGGACAGCAACUGGAGGAGGCUUCUGUAACCGAUAUUUUGAUUCGAGCACCAGACGGGGAGAUUACAAUGUAUGAUGUCGGUAUAGUACAGAAAAUCGUAAGGGAGUUUAUUAUAAAAGACCACAAUUCUGAGAUUGAAUCGGUUGGAGGUGGUGAAAAGCCAGGGAUUUUAUCAGAUGCUUCUAAGCUAAUGGUUGCAAAACUCAUUGAUGGAUAUCUUGCUGAAAUCGCGAAGGAUCCUAAUUUACCAUUGUUGGAUUUCGUUAAUCUUGCUGAGUUAGUGUCCAACAUUUCGCGUCCUGCUCAUGACGGUCUUUACAGGGCUAUUGACACUUAUUUGAAGGAGCACCCUGCGAUCAGCAAAGGCGAAAAGAAGAGAAUAUGCAAGUUGAUGGAUUGCAGAAAGCUAUCCGUCGAUGCAUGCUUACAUGCAGUGCAAAACGAGAGGCUACCGUUGCGAGUAGUUGUGCAGGUACUAUAUUUCGAGCAAGUCAGAACAGCUGCAUCAUCAGGUACUAGCACUCCCGACAUAGCUAAAGGAAUCAAAGACAUGAGCAACGGAUCCAACGGUAGCUCGAGGUCCGGAACAACCAAUCCGGAAGAAGACGCGGACGGUGUGGCCACGGCCGAGGAACUAAAGGCGUUAAGAAAGGAACUUGCAACACUAAGACUAAGUAAUGGAGAAGCUAAACCUAGCAUGGACAAGGCUGUAAUUGGGAAAAUGAAAGGGUUACUCAGGUCAAAGAAAUCAUUCAUAAAACUAUGGGCAAGUAAAGGUGGACAAGGAGAAAAUAGUGGUUCAGAUUCAUCUGAGAGUGUUGUUUCUGCUAAUCCUGAAGAAGUUAAAUCUACACCAUCAAGAAAUAGGAGGCAUUCAGUUUCCUAAAAGUAGUAGUUGCUUCAUUUUCUUGGCUUUUCUCAUGUUGUUUCCUUUCUUUUCUUUCUUUUUUUGUUAGUUUCUUUAUGUUUAAGGGAACAUCAACACUAGUGGUUUAACUCUUAAUUAAGUAAAAGUACAUAUAGUUUAAAGUAGCAAAAUUGUGAAGAAUGGAAUUCAUGUAAUCAUGCCAUGGCAUUUUAUCCUAUCAAAGUAGUUGUUUUAAAAAAGAAGAGAAUAUGCAAGACUUUUUUUUACUUA
Messenger RNA from Cicer arietinum (chickpea), 3184 nucleotides. RefSeq names its product phototropic-responsive NPH3 family protein NPY2. The record is from RefSeq and is a predicted model, not a curated record. Gene Ontology annotation, molecular function: protein binding. Lineage: Eukaryota; Viridiplantae; Streptophyta; Magnoliopsida; Fabales; Fabaceae.